Messenger RNA from Corvus hawaiiensis (hawaiian crow), 5044 nucleotides. It is a transcript of the gene TMEM184A, whose product is annotated as transmembrane protein 184A. Gene Ontology annotation, cellular component: early endosome membrane. Gene Ontology annotation, molecular function: transporter activity. NCBI's taxonomy places the organism in Eukaryota, Metazoa, Chordata, Aves, Passeriformes, Corvidae. The coding region runs from base 1447 to 2715 and encodes 422 amino acids. Gene Ontology annotation, biological process: transport. The transcript is spliced from 9 exons. The record is from RefSeq and is a predicted model, not a curated record.
CAAAUUUCAUGAAAGCUGAUGUCAGGAUGAAAAACAGGAACCCAAAAUAGUGGUAAGAAAAGGACAAAAUAACCUCUGCCACUGGAUUACAUGGUACCAAGACAUCAGAGAGACAGAACAUCCAAAUGCUGAUCACCUGCAAUGAGCAUGUGUCUUAGGAGAUGUGGGGACAGGGUUACACAGGGUUGUUUCUACCAAGUCACUGACAAAAAGUUCAGAUGAAGUUGUAUGAGCCGAUGCAAAGCUUAAUAGCCAAACUUUUGCCUUUUGCUUGGAAAGCACACUUGUUUUUACCUCUUCUUGUAAUAAACAACAACAAGUAGUAAAUUUUUAAGUGAGCUGUUCCACACUUUUGUCACUUAUGAACUUGACAGCACAGACAGAGGCCAGGUCUUAGAUUCUGGGCAGGGAGGAGCUGUGCUAAGACCAGUUAGUGCAGCAGAAUCAGCACAGAGCCUGUGCCUUGCCCCAUGGUGAUCUAGCUGCCAGGUCAUUUCUGUUGCUAAAAAAUCCCCUAGAAGUAGAAAAGCAGAAAAUGGAUUUCGAAAGGGCUCUUUUCUCUGAAGUAAGGGUUAUUUACAGCAUUUAAAGGGAUUAUGAGAAAUGAAACUUUUAAAAAUACAUUCAAGCACUGCAGGCUUCCAGCUGCCCUUGACAAGAAAUUUCAUCUAAAAAUAAUUUUCCAAACUGUGCUUCCAAGAAUCAAAGAUUCGCAUCUGUCAGAACUAUAAAUUUUUCCUCUUUUACACUUCCCUUUUUUUUGUCUAGGAAGGCUGAGAGAGGCGUGUGGAAUUAGUUAUUGUCAGUCUUGGUUUGCUAGUAGGGAUUCUCUCCUGACACAAAACUGGUGCUUACUGUGUCCAUAGCUCCAGCAGCUUGUGGAGAAGGUACAUGAAUUAGCAAAUUGGAUAGAAUUUGCAUCUUCCUCUGUGGUGAUACAGAGGCAUACCACUGCUGUGCGCCCAAGACCUGAGUGUUACUACAUAAAAGCCAGGCACAAGUUAAGCACCUUCAUUCCCCGGCUGUGUAUAUGCCACCAGGUCUGCACAGGGCAGUGGGUGAGGAAAGGAUGUGGAAACCUCUCUGAUUUGACGCUCGGAGCCAGGACGGACUUACCUUGCUGCCUUUCCACGUGCGAUAAAAAAGAGCACGAACAAUUGGUCCUUCGACUUUGCUCCUCUCUGCUCCGCAGUAAACCAAGGGGAAGGCCUGCCCUAGCAACAGGCACGAGGUGCCACCAGCUGCCUGCCGUUUAGUCAGCGGUCUCCUCCAGCUAGGGAUUAAUUCCCAAUUGCAGGGAAAGCUUCGUUUGCCACCCAGGCAGAGCUCUUGCCCUCGGCCGCAGGACGUGUGCUGGGUGGGGGGCAGCGGCGUCGGGCAACACGGCGGCUGUUCCAUCCGUGUUUGCUUUCCGGGCGUGGGUGCCGAGCGCGACGGACUGGAAAGAUGAGUAAUGCCACACGUGCUGUGCCCUCUCCCGUGGCACCUGGCACUCCAGGGCCUGGCACAGCAGCCAGGCUGGCUUCAGCCCCCCCAUUCUCAGCUGUUGCCCUGCUUACGGCUGCCCACAACAACUCCCAGGACGGCCAGCAGCUUUUCCUGACCACGAUAGCGGCGCAGGCCAUCUCUGGCAUCUUCGUGUGGUCAGCACUCAUCGUCACCUUCCACCAGAUCUACACACACCUGAGGAAUUACACCAUCCCCAAGGAGCAGCGCUACAUCAUCCGCAUCCUCUUCAUUGUGCCCGUCUAUGCCUUCGACUCCUGGCUCAGCCUCCUCCUCCUCGGCAGCCACCAGUACUACGUCUACUUCGACUCAGUGCGUGACUGCUACGAAGCUUUUGUGAUUUACAGCUUCCUGAGCCUGUGCUUCGAGUACCUGGGAGGGGAGAGCACCAUCAUGACAGAGAUCCGAGGGAAGCCCAUUGCGUCCAGCUGCUUUUAUGGGACCUGCUGCCUUCAGGGUAUGUCCUACUCCAUCGGGUUCCUGCGCUUCUGCAAGCAGGCCACACUGCAGUUCUGCAUCGUGAAACCCCUCAUGGCAAUCGUCACCAUCAUCCUGCAGGCAUUCGGCAAGUACCACGAUGGAGACUUCAACAUCCACAGUGGAUACCUCUACAUCACCAUCAUCUACAACUUCUCAGUCAGCCUGGCCCUUUAUGCCCUUUUCCUCUUCUACUUUGCCACCAUGGACCUGCUGCGCCCGUUUGAGCCGGUCCUCAAGUUCAUCACCAUCAAGGCCGUCAUCUUCCUCUCCUUCUGGCAAGGGACACUGCUGGCAAUCCUGGAGAAAUGCGGGGUGAUCCCUGAAGUUCAGAUCAUUGAUGGGAAGGAGGUGGGAGCUGGGACAGUGGCUGCUGGCUACCAGAACUUCAUCAUCUGCAUUGAAAUGCUCUUUGCUUCCAUUGCCCUGCGUUACGCAUUCACCUGCCAGGUGUACAGGGAGAAGAAAGAAAACUCAACAGCAAACCUUGCCCCGAUGCAGAGCAUCUCGAGUGGGCUGAAGGAGACCAUCAGCCCCCAGGACAUCGUGCAGGAUGCCAUCCACAACUUCUCACCUGCGUACCAGCAGUACACCCAGCAGUCGAUGCAGGAGGCAGAGCACAAAGCACCAGGGGACAACGGGCACGUGGCCUCCAAGAUGGAUGGACAGAGCAGCAGAAAGAGCAAAAACAUUGAAAAGAGAAUGCUAAUCCUGUCAGAUGAGGAGCUGUAGGAGAUGUCAGAAGAGACUCUGACACUGGAGAGGUUUUAACCCAUGCAAAAGGGAGAUGUCUUGAGGCUGAGACAGCCUGGGCUAAUCAAGAGUACUGAGAAGCCAGGAACUCCACUCAAAAAGCCAGUCUCUCAAAGGGAAGAUGCAACAACCCAGAAAAGGUUAAGUCAAAUAGUGCCAGCUUCUGCUGUCAUGGAUGAAGCUGUGUUGGACCCUGUGUUGCAGCCUGGGCUUUGCUGCCCCACUGCUGGCAUCUCUCUGCCAGCCCUGUGCCAAUGCUGGGGGAUGCCAGGAAGGGAGGGGAGCUGGGGUGCAGGACAGACCAGUCACCCUCACCCUCCUCUUAGCUCCAAGCAGUGCUGAGGCCUGAGAGAAAUGCUUUUCUCAGCACAGUUCUGCUCUAGUUUCUCCCAAUUUGAGUAAAAAAUGAUCUCCAAGGGCUCUGUGGAGAAAACCAGCCCAGGAAGGUGACUUCACUUCACCUCAAAACCCGGUAAAGGUUGAAAGACGUCAUUCCUUAUUUUUACAUUGUUCCCCCUCUCCUUCUCACAGCAAAGCUUAUAGAGAUGUGCAAAAGCCCUUUACCAUGGAGAAAGAGUAAGUCAUUCUCUUCUCCCUCCAGAUGUGGAUGCAGCUGUCCAAGUAACUCCCCCAGGAGCGUGGCAGGACCUCACUGGGACUAACCAGAGGUCUGCAGCUGCAUUUCUGGGAGCUGCCGGUGACAGAAGCGCUUGUUUACGUCUAAACCAGCUUAUCUCUGAACGGAUCAGAAGUUAAAAGGGAUUCCAGCUUCCUUAUCAGGAUCUUUAUUAGGGAACCAGACUGUGACUGGUGGUGGUAGGAAUUCACUUACUGGAAACUGUCUGUUCCUCCUAACCCUUCACUAUUCCCCAUCCCUGGGCUUUGCCUGACCUGUGGGAAGGCAAGCAGGAGCUGAGCCCAUCCAGGUGACCAUGGUGAGGAUAGAAAGGUGCUGAGGGAUGCUGCCACUUGGGGCAAGACCACAGGCAAGGGAAGACUGUGUAUGGAGAGAUGCUCCUCACAGCAGUGAGCACAUAUAUGGAGAGCGCACAUCCUUCUAUUAAGACUUCUCCUUUCUUCCCCAAUUUCUAGUCCAAUUUCUAUUCUUCUGUUAAUGAGAUGAUCCGUGGGGACUUACUUAGGCACCGAUUGGGCUGUUGUCAGGGGUGGUAGCUGGUGGCAGGAUGAAGGUAAAUCUACAGCCUCAGAUUUGCAGUCAUAUGGCAAACAGAACUGAUGGAUAAGGCUUGGAGCCCUUUUAAACGCAACUAGUAGAAUUUGGAUCUUUUUUUCCCCUGCUCUUAAGCUGCAAAAUGUAAAUCACAACACGAAAUUAUUUAUUUUUUUUCUAAUAAACAGCAAUUUCUAGCACAGAGCAAGCAAGCGUUUUCACUGAGCUCAGCAAGCAAAGCCCACGAUCUGCCUGUUCCUGCUAUAAUGCUGAUGCUCUUAAGCUUAACGUCCUCCCUGCCCCUCAAUGCUGGCCCAGCAGAAAUACCUGCACACGCAGCAUCCUGCACAUUUUGGCAUUCCUACAGGAUUUGUGCUCAUCUUUUUCACUCCACAAAGAACGUGCGUGUCUCCCGCUUCCUCUCCUUGCACAGCACCUCUUCCAACCCUCGCCUAAGCUGUGGAUGCAGCGGUUCAGAGGUGCUGGAUGUGGUUUAGCUAAGCUAAGCCCAGACUCCAGCACCAACAAGACAAGCUCUGUUUAUUAUUAUUGGAGAAAUCUUACCAUGCUGAAGCCCAGACUCCACACGAGCAGCCUAUAGUUCAGCCAGUCCUGCAAGUCCCUCUGGUCCAAAGGAGCACUGCUCAUACCUGCUCAGCUGCUGAGACUGCUGCCACUUCUGCAAUAAGGUCCAUAAACAAGAGCCAGAUGCUCUGCACAUCCAGGCAUUCAUCCAGGAUCUUGCACAUCUUGGGAGCAAGAUGGAAAGUGCACGGAAAGUGCAGCCUCAGUACUCAGGGACAAGGCUGCCUGGCUUUGUAACGCAGCCAACACCAAAGCAGGGACAUCUCAGCUGAACAUCUUGGUCUUCACCCCUCUGGGAGAGGACGGCCACAGCUGCAGGAACAGAGGCUGCUCUGGCUCCUGGGGCGAGGACAGACUGCAAAGGUGAUGAUGGCACAUCUGCCAGUGCACUCACAGCCGCUGAGAUAAAGACUUGCACAAGAACACAGCAAGAACCGUGGUUGUACUUCAUUGCACAAAUGAUCGACUCCGGUGCAUAAUGGGCUGCCUCCAUUGCUCUGCCAGCAGGUGCAAUUCCCACCGCAGACAAUAACAUUUGCCUAUUUAUGUCAA